This is a messenger RNA of Anguilla rostrata (American eel), 2812 nucleotides long. Its product is annotated as SIN3-HDAC complex-associated factor-like. Bases 196 to 954 code for a protein of 252 amino acids. Gene Ontology annotation, cellular component: Sin3-type complex. The record is from RefSeq and is a predicted model, not a curated record. Lineage: Eukaryota; Metazoa; Chordata; Actinopteri; Anguilliformes; Anguillidae. The transcript has 6 exons. Gene Ontology annotation, biological process: negative regulation of cell migration.
CGGGGUACUCCUUAUAUGGUGUUUCUGUGAUGCGACGUUUUGUGUCAAUGUUUUUAUGCUAAUGAUAUUCUAAUAUCCAGCUGUAUGCAGUAGUAGUAGUAGUAAGGCAUGCGCAGUAUCGUGUGAAGAAAACGGCAAGGAUUCAAAGUUUUUGCUUGUUCUGUGGUUUCCUUCGGCUCGGUACCAUAUUUUGAAAUGUUUGGUUUUCAUAAAUCGAAGAUAUAUCGGAGUAAUGAAGGCUGUUGCAUUUGCAAGACCAAGUCUUCCAGCUCUCGGUUUACAGACAGCAGCAGAUAUGAGGAAAACUUCAGGCUGUGUUUUGGGUUGGUGGAAAAUCGAGUUGGAGACAUCUGCAAUGCUUGUGUCCUGUUAGUUAAGAGAUGGAAAAAACUGCCUCUUGGGUCCAAGAAGAACUGGAGUCAUGUUGUGGAUGCAAGAGCAGGACCUGGCUUUAAGCUGACCAAACCCAAAAAGGUGAAAAGCAGUGAUGGAAAGAAGAAAAGCAAACUGAAAAGGCUCCACAAAUUCAAAAGGCAAAACUCUGAUGCCCACAGCACCACGUCCAGCACAUCACCUUCCCAGUCUCCCAGCUAUAGCAACCAAUCAGAUGAUGGCUCGGACAUUGAGUCCAAGCAGAGGCGUUCCACCCCAUCCGUCUUCUCUUUCCUGGACCUCUCCUACUGGAAAAGGCAGAAGGUGUGCUGUGGAAUUGUGUACAAAGGACGUUUCGGUGAGGUGAUCAUCGACCCGCGUCUCUUUAAACCCUGCUGUGGCUCCAAGAAGCAGGAGACGCUGGCCCCCACGCCCGAAACGGACCUUUCUGAGGGGCACCCUGCUCCUCUCCCUGCCCUAUGCCCCCCUCCUCUCCCUGUCCUAUGCCCCCCUCCUCUCCCUGUCCUAUGCCCCCCUCCUCUCCCUGCCUCUCUCCCAGAGGUCCUGAAGGAGAGCUGGUGAUUGGCUGUGGGGCUUGCCCUGAGGCCUCUCCCUCAGCACCUCUUAGUUUUGUCUCCAGUGGCAGACCCCCCCCAUCCAGCUGUACUUUUAUUUUAUUAGUUUAAUGUAUAUCAGUUAAAUGGUUUUUGUAGUUUUAUUAUGAUUCUUUUCCUCUUUUGUAAAAUGAAUUUCAAUAUCUUUUUUUAAGAAAACAAAAAGGGACAAAAAAAAUCUUUUUUUUUUUUAAUUUUUUUUACACAAUAUAAAGUAUGGGCAUUAGUAAAAUAUUUAUAGGAUCAGGAAACAUAACUAUUAUAAUAUGUGGCCUGCAAGGGCAGAAUACUGUUUUCUUAUGCAUUUCGACUGUAAACAUUUUUUUAUAUAAUGCCAAUACCUGUGUUUGUAAAUACUGUUAUGGCACUGCAAGAGACUGCCUCCUUUAGAUUUGCUUUUGGUUCUUUACAGUGCAGUCUGGGUAUAUAUAAGCUGCUUUAUUUAAUGAUAUACAGAAUUCAACAAUAAGCUGGACAUAUGAAUGGCAGAAUUGAAACUUGUUUAAAGCAAUACUAUGGUGUUUUCCAACAACCACUUUGUCAGGUAGACAGAGAAUUUUAGUUGUUCAUGCCUUCCUUAAGAAAAAAAUCUACGAAGUGAAUUCCCAAAAUGGGUAAAGCUUGGAGUAAAGCUUUACAUGUUCCCAUGGAGACCUGCUGCUUACUCUCCUCAGCCACACUGAUCCCAGAUCAGUGCCCAUUCCAAGUUAAAUGGGCAGUUGCUGAGCAACAGAUGGAGGAUAGUGGUGCUUUGGGGAGUAAGGAGUAGUGUGGAACUGAACCCCAGGAGUUGCGUGUACAAAGCAUGCUCCUUAUAGUCGGUAGUGUAUAUGCCUUCCCUGUAGCUACCCAUUUCUGCCUCAGAAUGAACAAAAUCAUAUAUUAAGGAAAAUAAUAUCAAAAGUCUUCCAUGAAAUAUAGAUGCAAGAGCUGUAUAUCAAUUUUGUAAAUACCAGUGGAUAUGCAUACACAUACCAUUUAUGUGCAGCUGACAGCUGAAUACUUUGUUCCAUCUUUUCCCAAUUUUUUUUUGUAAAUGAACUCACUAGAAUCAUUCCAUUACUGUAUGACUACUGGUAUAUUUUCACAACAAAUUGUUCUUUUUUUAUUCCACAAAUGUCCAGUUCCUUUGUCUGUAAAUGUCAGUAGUCAAGUCCUAUCUGUAAACAUUUAGAUAUGCUGGCCAAAUUUGGUUUGAUUUUUGCUUUUUGUGUCCUGUCCAAUUGUAGACAUUUUAGAAUGGCCCCAGGUUCUCUAGGUAAAUUAUAUUGCACCUGAACAUACAAUUUAAUGGUUUGACGUCCCACACACUUUCAUUCCAUGGGAUUGCUUUUAGUAAGAGAAUCAGUUCUAGAAACUUUGUUCUCACCCAAAAAGGCAAUGUCACCCCUGCUUUUAUUGUGAUGACUUGAUAAGCAACCUUUAUUGUACUGCACUAUUUUAUGAGGUAACCCUAACGCAGUAAGCAGGACUGAUUAGUAGAGUGAUGACUUUUGGUGCAGAAUUGAACUGUCCACUCUAGGUCAUGCUAUUUGCCCCAAACUCAAAACUAUCCCUUGAAAUUGUUUUUUUCCGAAAUACGGCACUGCAGCAAUUCUGAGCAUAUUAACUUUUGUCAGAUCAUGUCAGAAGUUUUACUUGGAGAGCCAUCCUGGGGUCCAUUAUUGUAAGGGAUGUCUAUUAGUUGUGUUUCUGUCUCAUUUGUUCUAAGAUGCACCAAAUUUGGAAUGUUACUGUUUUUCUUUUCUAUAUAAUUUAUUUUAAUUUUAAUGUGAUUUCAUACAGUACUCUUGUAAUGAAUAAACACUUUUUACACAUUCCCAGAA